CAGUUUAGCAGCAACUCUUGCCGUAGUACCAUUUAUAGAGCGUUGGUAUUUAUUAGUGUUUAGAUUUGAAAUGCUUUUUUGGCAACAAUGUACGAAGGAAAGCUUCGUUGUAGCUUAAUCAUGGUAUUAACGCUUGCCACUUUAAGUACUACAGACGAAACGACUCAACGUUUUUUGGAAAACGCUGUUAGAAACUUGAAACAUCUCAGACAACUUCAAACUGGUGAAAAUACAGAAAAUCCUACUGUAAGACGUAAUUAUCAAUAUGCAGAAAGUGUACCGCCUCUUUCCCUUACAAAAGGUGAACUAACCGACCUUUACCAGCAAGCAGUAGCAAAAGGUGAAACUAUAAAACUGGACACGGGUGAGCAUGAAUAUGUAAACGCUGUUGUACACCAUUUGGACAAUGAGCCCUCUCCACAUGAGGAUUUGUCUCCUCAUGAAGCAGGUCCUAGUGAGGAUGCCGGUUACUACUACUAUUACUAUCCAAUUAAAAGUUUUUUGGACGAGAUCACUUCACAACCGUCUGAAGAACAUUCACACAAUGUGACGAUCCAAACAGCAGAUGGUCACAAAAAAGAAGUCAAACCCAUGGAACCAAUCCUCAUGGCGAUUUCUGGUUUUCUGGGCAUGGCCGCUAUGUUUGUCCUGUCUAUGAUGGUUUUGCCCAAGUUUGGCGGUAAACCUACUAAAGUAAUCAAUGACAUAAAGAAAAAAGAAAAACUGGACGAUUUCGCCCGAUUGGCUAUGAACGCUAUUGAAGGACAUUGUGCCGAAAGGUUUGCUUGUGAAUUGACCAAAACCGCUCGGUCGUUUGAUGUUGAAGAUAACAGAUUUUACAAGCUUUUAAAGCGUGUGGCUCCAGGCACUUUUGGAAGGUACAUGAAUAAUUCUGGAAAAUAUGCCGAUAAACAGCUACAAUGUACAGCGAUACCUUGCACCAAAAGAAAACCAAAUUAUAAUAAUAACAAAAAUCAUAAUAAUCAAAACAGAAAUCAUAAAAAUAACCAGAACAAUAGUAAUAACAAAAAGGGCCACAAUUACAAUACAAACCAAAAAAACAAUAAAAAUAAGAAAAAUCCUAAUAACAAUAAUGAAAAUAAGCAGUUUACUAGAUACCAAAGCCAUUCAGUUUAAGUCAUGAUAUUUAUUUAUUUAUUUAAUUUAUUUCUAGAUUGUUUUAUUUAUUAUUUGAUUCAAUUUCAAUGCAUUUGAGAAAGUUGAUUAUAGGAUUUAAAAAAUACAUAAUUUUAAUUGCUC
Ceutorhynchus assimilis (cabbage seed weevil) is the source of this 1260-nucleotide messenger RNA. The record is from the annotation of a GenBank genome assembly. Lineage: Eukaryota; Metazoa; Arthropoda; Insecta; Coleoptera; Curculionidae.